AUGUCUCAACAUCAUGAAAAACGAAAAGCAUUCAUGUUUGUUAGAUAUCCGGAAGCAUCAGGUCCCAAAUCAAUAAUGAAACAUCUUGGAUCAUUCUUUAUUUUUCAUUAUUCGUAUGACAUUUCCGAUUUGUUAAAAGAAUCGUUUAGUCUAGUGGUUAUUCCUGGAGGAACUGCCAAAAAACAAGCAAAAGACUUGGGCUCUGAAGGUUUGGCCAUCAUUAAAAAGUUUGUUUCUGAUGGUGGUUCUUAUCUGGGAAUUUGUGCUGGAGGAUAUCUGGCAUGUUUUUCAGAGUUGAAAUUAUUGGAAAAUGUCGAGUUUAUUCUUCCAAAAAAGAAGAGUAAUUUCAAAGGAAAUAUAAAAGUGAGCUUGAGUAAGCAAACAGAAGACAGCAUGGAGAAUAGUGAGGCAACAGUUUACUAUCAAAAUGGACCAGUUUUCAAUGUUGGAAAUGAUUCGAAUAUUUCCAUUCUUGCGACAAUUGUAGAGAGUGGUGAAAUUGAGUGGCCAGACAUGAUUGGAAAACCAUGUGUAGUCUAUGGUAGAUCUGGUAGGGGAAAAGUCUUACUAAUGGGUCCUCACUUUGAAACAUCUAAAGGUACUUCUCAAUUGUUUGUAACCUUUGCAAACAAACUGAUUGAUGAAACUUAA
Naegleria gruberi is the source of this 651-nucleotide messenger RNA. RefSeq lists its product as uncharacterized. The record is from RefSeq and is a predicted model, not a curated record. NCBI's taxonomy places the organism in Eukaryota, Heterolobosea, Eutetramitea, Acrasida, Naegleriidae. Bases 1 to 651 code for a protein of 216 amino acids. The transcript has a single exon.